Messenger RNA from Phyllotreta striolata, 1629 nucleotides. Lineage: Eukaryota; Metazoa; Arthropoda; Insecta; Coleoptera; Chrysomelidae. The record is from the annotation of a GenBank genome assembly.
AUGUUGAAACAAAAACUUAAUCGUAUCGCCCCGGUUGAAGGUAAUAACGAAACCCCCGAAAAUCAAAUUUUUGCAAUUGAAUCAGAAACAUCCCCCUACUUCAAUCAAACCUCCUCCAAUAGAACUGCUCCUGAACCAGACUUAUCUACAAGUACAAGUAACAUUCCCGAAACAGAACAAACAUGCACAGAAAACGAGGGUCCCCAAACCUUCGAAGAUCAAAUAUUAAAUUUACACAAGGAAUUGACCGAAGGUAUAAACUCAUUAGACAUCUUACCUCGACUCUCUCCGCCGAUUGAAUACAUUUACAACCCGCUAGACUACGCUUUCAACAUAUACGAAUCGUAUAUACGCAAAUACUGCAAAACGACGAAAAAAAUAGUAAUGGUGGGCUUGAAUCCCGGAGCGUUCGGAAUGUGCCAAACCGGAGUGCCUUUCGGCGAUCCGAAAAGCGUCAAGCAAUUCCUUGAAAUCGAAGGUACCGUAACCAAGCCCGAGCUGGAAUGCCCCACAAGGCCUAUACUCGGUUUCUCGUCCACUCGCAGCGAGCAAAGCGGCCAGAGGCUGUGGAAGUUCUUCCAAAGCAUCUGCGGCACCGCCGAUAAGUUUUUCGCGCACGCCAUCUUGUUCAACUUCUGUCCGAUCACGUUGCUACUUGGAACUGGUUUGAAUGUAACACCUGAAGAAAUUAAGAAUAUUCAGGUUCGCAAUGAAUUGGAAUCGGUUUGUCAAGAUUGGUAUCUGAAGAUAAUCCGGUUGCUGCAACCUGAAUACAUCCUGGCGAUUGGGAAGUACGUUGAAAAGAAAACCAAUGUGUUGUUCAAAACUCACAGCAUCGACAAUAUAAAAGUAAUAUACAUGCCCCAUCCGAGCCCCAGAGUGGCAAAUAACCAAAAUUGGCCGGAGAAGGCGCUCAAGUGCUUGGAAGAUAACGAUUUACUGCGUUACUUUCGCGAUUAAUAAUCGAUUUACGUGCAACAUGUCCGUACUAUCAGAACGCGAACGAUCCUUCAUGGAUAAAGCGUUCGAUUUCGCGAAAGUAGCCCUGGAAAAUCUGGAAGUGCCGGUCGGUUGCGUGUUUAUCUACGACAAUAAAAUAAUAGCCACGGGUAGGAAUACCGUUAAUGAGACGCGCAACGCCACCCGUCACGCUGAAAUAAACUGCAUCGAUAUCGUGCACGAUUACUGCCAAGCGAAUGGCUUGGAUUCCGAAUCGGUGUUUUCUAGUUUGUCCGUUUACGUGACUGUAGAACCCUGUAUUAUGUGCAUGGCUGCUCUGUACGGUUUGAAAGUGAAGAGUAUAGUGUACGGGUGUCAGAACGAUAGGUUCGGAGGUCGUACAGUGUUCGAUGUCAAGUCGAUUUCGAGUCCAGUGACGGAAUUGAACGGUGGUUAUCGCAGCGAGGAGGCCAUGGAACUCUUGAAAGAAUUUUAUAGGGGUACGAAUCCCAAUGCGCCACCUGGUAAAGCUAAAGUGAAGAAAAAUUAGAGUAAAUUUAAAUUUUUAAUUAAAUAUGUAUAGUAUAUUAGUGGAUAUACAUACUAUGUUUUGAUAGGUUUAAUAAGGGCUACUUUCAUACUUUUUAUAUGUGACAUUUCCUACAAGUUUUAUAACUAAUUUUUUGUGCA